UAGUUCGUAACAUCAACAUCACACACCUCCAGUUCUAUUGGUGUCUGUGUCAUACGUAGACGUAGUGUUGGUUCCAUAGCCAGCAGCCAGCGGAGUAGUUCCUACUCGUGAUCGUGAACAGUGGCAGCAAAGCAAACGCCAUUUUCUGCGUGCUAUCGCGGGUUCAUAACCCAUUGCGCCGGAUCACGGAUUACACUACGAACUACGACUACGACUACGAACACUACACUCCUCUAGGAAGACCACACUAAAAGUUCUGUUAAGUUGUACUGCUGGUGCUGGUGCUGCAGCAUAAUCUCCAGCGACGUGUGUAAAAGAUUCUAGUAUCCCGAUAUGUUGUGUUGCAAUUUAUAAUUGUUGGUUUUACAUCGUGAGUUUAUUGUUUCAAUACUGUUUUAAUAAUAGUGCACGUAGUGAAUUCAAUAAUACAGUUUACCAUAAUUAUAUUUUCAUAUAUUUAUAUAAAUAUUUGUGAUAUCAGGAUAGAACGAGGGCGAUGCCCGGACACGCGACUGGGGGUGCGUCAGCGGAUAUGGUAAUAAGAGAGCGGUGAGUGGACUUGAUAGAGAAAUAAAAAGAGCGAGUCCUAUUGGGGAAAGAUGCCGCUCCCCAAGAGGUUGGUGGAGCCGGUCCACGUUGCCCGCGGGACUAUUCCUGAAGCUUUUCCUUUGCCAUCGGAGCUGGAAGCCGCGACAAAUGGGACUCUGGCCAAUACUAUUAGACAGCUGUCAAGCUUAUCGCGACAUGCUGAGGACCUGUUCGGGGAGCUGGCACGUGAAGCUCAUACAUUAAGCGAUCGAGCCAACUCUCUGCAAGCGAGAAUAGAUAGACUCGCGGUUAAAGUUACCCAGCUGGACAGUAAUGUUGAGGAAGUUUCACUACAAGAUAUUCAUAUGAGAAAGGCAUUCAAGAGCUCGGUUGUAUUCGACCAGCAAGUCGUUUCACGUGAUACUAUGCCCACGGCAAUGCGUGAGACUUAUCAAGCAUGUGAUACUCCUCCGCCAUUAGAUAAACUCAAUGUUUACAGAGAGGACGGCAAAGACGGAUUAAAAUUUUAUACUGAUCCGAAUUAUUUCUUCGAUUUAUGGAGUCAGGAAAUGCUCAAAGACACGGAGAAGAAAAUACACGACAGAGGAAAGAAGCCCCAUAGGCCUCGGAACGAUGGAGGCAAUGCCGGGGGAGGAGGAAGACACAAGAAACGUGUAAGACAACCUCACAACACGAGGGAGAGACAACGACAGCUUGCUGUUGGACAUGGGGAAUAUAUUAUGCCGACACAGGGUGUUCAGUACCGAACACCGCAUAAUAUUCCAGAUGAAUCACUUCUGGGUAUGGUGAUGACCGAUCCACGACCUCCAAGACCAAAUAGUAUUGAGCUUAGGCGAAGUUAUCCACAGGAUGAGCAACAUCUGUACAGUCCUCCUACGACGGAUCAUUAUAGGGCGGCAAAUUAUAUGGCUCAAGGUUACGACGAUGGGAGUUUAUACAGUUCUCAUUAUGCACCUGGACAAGGACAGAUUGGUAGUGAGACGUACCAAAGUCCUGGACCAGGUACUCCGAGUCGUGGUGGCAGAUCGAGGCCAUCGCAACCGCCUCCGGCGCCACCGAGUAACGCCUCGAGCAAUUCAACUCCAACAGUGGCGUCAGCAAAUAACACACCGACUCGUGGAAGGUCUAUGAGCACCGGAAGAGAUACACUACCACCCCCGCCACCGCCUCCUGGUGAAGUGAUGUCGCCACCGCCUAUAAACGGCACGAUACCGGCGCACCUGCUAAAUAGAAAUGGUAGCCGCUCAAACAGUCCAUUACCGAGUCAUCAAUCAACACCGACUCCGCCAAAUCAUACCCUACCCGUGGGAAUCGAUGAGCCGGAUCCUGCGCCUCAGGAUUUGCCACCGCCUCCGCCUACUCCUGAUCCAGCGCCAUCACGGCCGAUAUCACCGCCUUGCAACAUUCCACCGCCACCUCCUCCGCCACCGCCACCUCCCGUUCUUAAUGGACCCAUGACAUGCGUACCAAUUAGCAACGGUGACAUUGCUAAGAUAAUUGCCAAUAAUCCACCCAAAUUAAAGCCACUCAAGAGUAUAGUUGACGGACAAUUGAGGAAACCACAAAACCCAAAUAUCCCGAUCGUUGAUCCACGAAAUGAUUUACUCAAAGCUAUUCGUGACGGAAUUAAGUUACGCAAGGUAGAAAAGAUAGAGCAGAAGGAAGUGGAGCGCGUAAAUGCUUUGAACGACGUGGCGUCAAUAUUAGCUAGACGAGUUGCUGUUGAAUUCAGCGAUAGUGAUUCUGCAUCAGAAAGCGAGUGCGACAGUGAAGGAUGGGGUGAACAAGACUCGAGUAUCGCGUGACCCGUGUCAUUUCCACCCACUGCAUCUGCCUCUUAGAGUGAACCAGUCGAUUUAAUAAUAAAUAAUGAUAUUCUUUUGUCUACGUUUAACCAUCAAGAUAUAAAUAUAUAUACAUAUAAAUAAAUGUA
Messenger RNA from Microplitis mediator, 2482 nucleotides. It is a transcript of the gene SCAR, whose product is annotated as actin-binding protein WASF3. Gene Ontology annotation, biological process: positive regulation of Arp2/3 complex-mediated actin nucleation; actin cytoskeleton organization. The coding region runs from base 600 to 2354 and encodes 584 amino acids. The transcript is spliced from 7 exons. Gene Ontology annotation, molecular function: protein kinase A regulatory subunit binding; Arp2/3 complex binding; actin binding. The record is from RefSeq and is a predicted model, not a curated record. Lineage: Eukaryota; Metazoa; Arthropoda; Insecta; Hymenoptera; Braconidae. Gene Ontology annotation, cellular component: SCAR complex; cytoskeleton.